UAGGGGGGAUGUACAUACAUACGCGAGCUAAAGAAUAAUCACUUUGUGACAGGAAAAUGAUUAUGCCUUAGUUCCGUGAUUUUAUCCUUCUGACGUCGUACGCCUACAAAUUUCAGUCCCGUUCUCAGGCUCAGGUGGGGGCCUGCCUCAGGGCCCUUGCAUCGGGCAUGUCUAUUCUCCUUAAAAAGAGACGUCUCACAGACUCUCUCCGACGACGCCAGAUCAGCCCUGCCUCUUUUCUCAGACAGCAUCCACCUGCUAUCAGAUCACCAUUUUCGACUGUCCAUGGCUCGGAGAGCCUUUACAAAACCUUCGCUUAAUAUCACGGGUAAAAAUGCUGCGGAGUCCGCGCAGGUUGACGAGUUCCUGUUUGGUCAAGACUUCUCCCAAACUCUCAAGGCAGCUCAAGCCUGUGAAAAAGCAGGAAGGGAAGCUGUCAAGGCAACGCAGCCCGUAGAUAAAAAGACUCUUCAGCCCGUUCGACAGCAGGCUCUACAACGUCGCAGCCAACAGGUUCCCACUGGAACUUUGGGAAACCAGAAAGUUCCUGCGAAGCUCAGGUCGGCUCGCAGCGCAGGAGCUUCAUAUCAACACAGCCGCCGACUCAAUCCAGAUCCCAGACACGACUCCAUCACUAAACAAGCACACGUCACGCUUCUACCUCACGUGCGGCCCACAGAGGUGUAGCCCUGGAUAUUAUUAAACGAGCUGCGGGAUGGUCUGGCGAAUCCCGGGUCUUUGCGAAUUUCUACAAUAAACCAAUCGUCAACCCAGAAGAUUUCACUAAUGCGGUUCUGCUCUCUUAGAGACAUAUUGUUUAUUUUUCAUAUAGCUUUGUAUACCGUGGAUUAUACUUUUGUUUUCUUAUGAGUUCAUACUGUAAGUUCAGUUUAUGUAAAGUUUAAUACAUUCAGACUCUCCUACGUACAUAGAGCUAUCUUUAUCUCCCGGCUAAUCGCUGAGAUUUGAACAGCUACAUAGUUAUUCAUCCGGACGAGACUUGGGCAUAAUUGUUAGAUUGAACGAACUUACCUGUGAAGUUCGAUCCUAAUUAUGCCCUUCGUCUCGUCCGGAUGGACUUCCCUCCACCCUUACCUACAGCUAGCGAUUAGCCCUAGAUUUAAACUUAUGAAGAAGGGCGAAUGCAUCGGCGGGGACCACUAACAGGCGCCGGAUAACAGAGCGGCGCUUUUUCGUUUUGGCGGGACUUUUAAAAUCUGUUGUCAAGGCGCGUGCAAAGGCACGACUACAUAGUUAUCCAUCCGGAGACAAAGGACAUAAUUAGGAUCGAACUUCACAGGUAAGUUCGUUCAAUCUAACAAUUUUACAAGUCACUAACUUGUUAACUAUUGCGAAAAUGGAAAAACGGUAAGGACUUUUCUGUUCAGUUUCAUGCGUUCUAUCUGUUCAUAAACAUCUCAUAAAAAA
Messenger RNA from Monomorium pharaonis (pharaoh ant), 1428 nucleotides. RefSeq lists its product as uncharacterized. Bases 286 to 687 code for a protein of 133 amino acids. The transcript has 2 exons. The record is from RefSeq and is a predicted model, not a curated record. Lineage: Eukaryota; Metazoa; Arthropoda; Insecta; Hymenoptera; Formicidae.